Messenger RNA from Rhodotorula toruloides NP11, 285 nucleotides. RefSeq lists its product as uncharacterized. The record is from RefSeq and is a predicted model, not a curated record. The transcript has 3 exons. The coding region runs from base 1 to 285 and encodes 94 amino acids. NCBI's taxonomy places the organism in Eukaryota, Fungi, Basidiomycota, Microbotryomycetes, Sporidiobolales, Sporidiobolaceae.
AUGCUCACCUCAUCCUCAUCCCCACCUCGGCUCCUCCUGAUCUCGCUCAUCCUGCCUUCCUGCGACUCAAAAAGCCCGCCGUCCGACGUCAAGCGCGAAUUCUUCACCGACUCGCAGACGCACACGACUUGCGGAUGGAAGGGCGUCGCGAGCUACUACAACGCCGACGUGAACGGGAAGAAGGUGUCGGACGUCGCGUGGUACUACCCGCAGGCGAAGGACAAGGCGAAGGAUAUCGAGGGAUACGUCGCAUUUUACAAGAACAAGGUCGAGAUCAGCGGCUGA